UCUCUACCAUUACUACCGUCGGAGCAUUGCAACUCGGCGAUUGCAGGUCUAAGAAAAAAAGCUGAAUGCUCGUUAUCUAAGAGCGACGAAAAUUCAGAGAAAAAAUGAACCCAGCCGCCGGCAAUUUCAGUGGCAACCUCAAGAAAGCACUUGCUGGCCUGAGACGUAUUAAUUUGGAGGGGCUACGAUGGCGAGUAUUUGAUGCCAAAGGCCAGGUUCUUGGGAGGUUGGCAUCUCAAAUUGCUACUGUUAUUCAAGGCAAGGAUAAGCCGACAUACACCCCCUAUCGUGAGGAUGGAGACAUGUGCAUUGUGCUUAAUGCAAAAGAUAUCUGUGUAACAGGAAGAAAACUGACUGAUAAAUUCUAUCGCUGGCACACUGGGUAUAUAGGCCACCUUAAGGAAAGGAGUCUGAAGGACCAGUUAGCUAAGGAUCCAACAGAAGUUAUACGCAAAGCUGUCUUGCGCAUGCUUCCAAGAAACAAACUGCGUGAUGAUAGAGAUAGGAAACUGAGGAUAUUUGUCGGUGGUGAACAUCCUUUUGGUGACCGCCCGAUUGAACCUUAUGUGAUGCCUCCUCGAAAAGUGAGGGAGAUGCGACCCCGUGCAAGGCGUGCUCUUAUUCGAGCUCAGAAGAAGGCUGAACAGCAAAAUCAACAUGGUGCUACCGAUCCAAGAAAACGCAUAAAAAAGGAAGAAGCUAAAAAUGAACAGAGUGUGUGAGUAGGUAGAAAAACGUUGUUUCUUCGCAGCAGCAGAGUUCUUUUCCCUUCAAGUUUCAUGCAAUCUAUAACUACUAUUGAGGAAUUGGUUCAUAAUAUAGGUUACUUCUUUUUUUUUUUUUGGUUUAAAGCCUGCUGAGUUUUGUGGUGGACGAAAUGUAUUUCAUUGUAGUGAUUGUGACAAUUGACAGUUGCAAGUUCGUUAUGAGAAUAACAAUUUGCUGUUUUU
Messenger RNA from Telopea speciosissima, 950 nucleotides. Its product is annotated as 50S ribosomal protein L13. Bases 105 to 722 code for a protein of 205 amino acids. Gene Ontology annotation, cellular component: mitochondrial large ribosomal subunit; ribosome. Gene Ontology annotation, biological process: translation; negative regulation of translation. Gene Ontology annotation, molecular function: structural constituent of ribosome; mRNA binding. The record is from RefSeq and is a predicted model, not a curated record. The transcript is spliced from 6 exons. Lineage: Eukaryota; Viridiplantae; Streptophyta; Magnoliopsida; Proteales; Proteaceae.